Mesorhabditis spiculigera is the source of this 606-nucleotide messenger RNA. The record is from the annotation of a GenBank genome assembly. Lineage: Eukaryota; Metazoa; Nematoda; Chromadorea; Rhabditida; Rhabditidae.
AUGGGGGUUGGGUACGUGGCGACUGCGACGACGGGCAUCUACUUUGUUUGGAAGCUCGAGCCGAGCCGCGUGGUGAUAGCCGAGGUGAUCCCUGUUGAAUUUGCAGCAUUUAUGAAAAAUAACGCGGCAAUCUGCAGUAACACCAUCUCAUUAGCUUACGGCAGUGUCGUAAUUUUUGGCAUUUUCUCUGGUGCGGCGUUGACAAGUCUGUUUGCCCUCCAUGCCUAUGUUUCACUGAAACGAUCGUUGCAUAACAAAAAAGCAAGGGACAAGUCAAUUCAUCUGCUGUUAGCAAUGUCAGGCCAGACCGGGUUUGUUUAUGUGCUAUUUUUAAUUCCUUGCAUUAUCUUUACAUUCGCGAAAAAGGACGAUGACUAUGCGAUACUGUGGAUCGUAUCAAUAUUGAUUGUAAGCCUGCACAACGCUGCCGCUUCACUAUUUAUCGUCGGCACCACGCCGUCAUACCGAAAAACGGCUCGCCUGUUGUUGAAUAGGACUCUCCGCUUGGCAACAGGCUCCCUGAUCUCUAACCUAACAACAAAAACAUCGGUUGUCAUCUCGCAUGUUUCGCCGAUGAAUGUUGUGCAUCCGAGAAAUUUUGGGAGA